AUAAUUAUAUUGAAGUCAUGAAAGAGGGCGAGUGCAUAUGUUUAACCAUUGACGUCGAACGAUUCGAAGCUGCUAUAGCGGAUCCAUCUCAAAAGGUUCAUGGUGGAUUUCAAAGGGGGACAUUUGGUGCUAGUAUUCUUCAAGGAUUAGCUCGCGAAAAUAUAACUGGUUC
Molecule: messenger RNA, 172 nt
Organism: Funneliformis geosporum
Lineage: Eukaryota; Fungi; Glomeromycota; Glomeromycetes; Glomerales; Glomeraceae
Source: the annotation of a GenBank genome assembly